UUACAAGUGACUGUAAAUUAUUUGCUAUAAGCUCUGAACCGUUAAGAUAUGUUUUUAUUUAGAACAUCCGCUUUAUACCCAGUUUAAAAUAAAAUCAUCACGUUUUAGUGAUUAACAGUGAAACGAAACGCUUUGCUGACGAUAAGUUUUAUAUACAAACUUUAAAUGAUCAAAGAUAAAUCCAAGAAACUAACACUGCUUCGGGACUUAUUAUCACCGAUGUGACGUUUGCAGAGAAUGUGCUAUUUUUUUAUAAUUAUGGAUACAGUGUACGGACUUAUUAGUUUAAUUAUGAUUUCUUGUAUAUUUGAUGAAAGUGCAUCGCAGCCAGAAAAUUUGGCAAGUAUUUUCAAUUCUAGUUCUCUACAUUUUCUCCGAAUGAUCCAGUACAGAUUUUGUGGCACUAAAAAUCAGUGUGACAAGAAUUUGACAUUCGAGGAUCCUGAAUCGGUAAAUAUUUACGAAUCUUUCAAAAGUGUAAUACCGACUACUAGUGUAAUACCGAUUACUGUGUCGCAUGAAUAUAGCCGUGUGAAGUGUUGCAAGAGUUGCUCCUGUGACCUGUCAACAUGUCAGGAACGUGGGACAUGUUGUACCGAUAUUCUUACGCCGGAUAUUGUAACUAGUGAAACAUACAGUACAUUUACAUGCGAAUCUGCUCAGCUAAGACCAAGUAAAUCUGAAGUACAGAAUGGAAACUCGCUGUGGAUGAUAGGGAAGUGCUCAAUGGCAUUUGUAAGUGAUACAGAUAAAGCUGUAAUAAAAAGGAAAUGUGAAAAUGGGACCGAAUAUCUGGGACUAGAUACAACUUCACCUGUUACUGACAUAGAAUCUCAAAUAACAUAUCGUAACCGCUAUUGUCUGGAAUGUAAUAACAAAUCUAUCAAAAAUGCUGUGAUAUGGAAUGGUCGUUUGAGAUGUACAGAAGAUGAAGCGGCAGCUUUAUUGAAUCUAGAUAGUGAUAACAUUAUAGGAUCAAUAACACGGACAAAAACAUGCAAUAUUGUCUAUGAAAGACCACCAGGUACUACCUUUGAAGUAACAAACUGUAAUCUAGGAAUUAGCAAGUGUAACGUGACAGGUCGCUUGGCAGUCUACGAUCCCUUUAUAGAAGCAGCAUGUCAUAUGUUCACGAAUAAAAUAAAGACAUAUAAAAACGUAUUUUGUUACAUGUGUAAUACAAUUGUCACAGAAGAAUGGUGCUAUGUACUCGUGCGCUCUAAAACAUAUCCUCCAUUAUUUUCAUCCUUACUUAAAUACAUGCCAGACAAUACACACAAAAACAACGCUGAUGAUGUUGACACAUCCGCUUGCACUGAUUCACAGAUUUACGAUAUGAUGCAGAAUACAUGCAGGAACUUAUCAUGUAGAUUUCCAAAGACUCUUGAAAGAGGACAAUGUGUUAAUCUUGUUGAAACACUAGCCGGGGUCAGUUAUAUGAUGUACUUAAAAUUUACACCGUUAAAUAAAACCAAAUACUCAGAUUUCUUUCAUCUUACAAAUUCCUUAGUAACAGUAGUGGACAACAAACUUACAAGAUGGGGGAUAAAGACGUUUGUUUAUAAUUACACUGUGUUGUACAAGGUCGAAACUACGGAAAAUGAAUUGACAAAUACUUCUACAAGACACAUGGAUACCAACAUAAUAGUCCCAUCCAUGUGUGAUGUCACGGAAGAUAGGUCAAUUGAAAUUUCAGCUUUAAUCGAAGACUUAGGAGAUCCAAUAAUAUUAAAUAGCAGUAACACUAAACAUUCUCCUACUACCGCAGAUAUUUUUCAAACAACGUCGCCUAUCAUACCGAUAUUGAGUAUAAAUAAUACAAUUUCUUACAUAUUAUUUCGUAUUGGGUUUUAUAUAAAUGCAAAAGUUGACCAAAUCAACAUUUCUGUAUUAGACGAUAUCUUAAACAUAGAGGGAGAACAUAUUACGGCUAACGAUAUCUACGGUCAUGUUAAUGGUCAUUUUAAAGUAAGCUUAGAUGAUUUCACAAAUGCAGACUUCACAGCGGGAAAAGAUGUUUAUAUGAAAGAUACAGAAGAUGGCGAGACUCUUGGAGUGUUUCCAAUAACAUUCACGCCAAUUGUUGACGUAAAUAGACAAAUGAAACCAGUGAUUAUUGCCGAAAAACUCGCGUGUCCGUUAGUAUACGUUGAUACACAUGAGCUCACAGUAAAAAAGUUAGAUAAUACUAUCGAUAUAUAUGGAACAAAAAUUGAACGAAAAUAUUUUUAUAGAGUUGCUCUGGAAAGUACCGGAAGUGGCUGUUUUUACUUAGUUUGUGUUGACAAAUUUCUGCAAGCGUUAAACAAUGUUGAAAAUCCAGAUACAGUUUAUCAAACGCAAACAGUUAAACGUAUCCUGUCUAUAACAUUGGUCAUGCUGUCUGUAACAUGUUGUCUUUUAACAUUCCUAACUUACUCUCUUUUCAAAGACCUGAGAUCUCAGCCGGGUUUAAAUAAUAUGUGUUUAGUUAGUAAUUUGAUCAUCGCACAACUGCUGUUUCAGUUUGGUAGCGGCCAAGCUGGUCUGAUACCUGACUGGGCCUGUAAAACAAUAGGUGCUUUAGUGCAUUUCUUUUGGCUGGAAGUUAUAUUUUGGAUGAACGUUUGCACUUACCAUAUGUUCAACGUAUUCGGGAAUAUACGUCAUGUUGAAAACAGACAGACGUCAAACCGGCUCAGAAUGACGCUGAAAUACACCGUUUAUUGCUUUUUCUCGUCUGCACUUUUUGUUGUCAUCAAUAUAGGUGUAGUAUCCGCAUCUUCAAAAAAUGAGCGCAUUGGAUACGGCGACCAGGUGUGUUAUAUAUCGCGGCGUGAUAUGAUCGGUUAUGUAUUUGCAUUCCCUAUUUUCCUUACCAUUUUCACCAACCCUACCCUUUUCGGGAUUGUUAUAUUCAAAAUAAGUCGUCUGCCAACGAUUGAUUCAAGCCUGAAAUCAAACAGGAAUUAUAUCUCGAUCUAUGCGAAACUGGCUUCUAUCACAGGUAUAACAUGGAUAACAGGUGUGCUGAUAUACUUUACAGAUAUUGAAAUAUUUGAAUAUAUCUUUAUCAUUCUCAAUGCAGGUCAAGGAAUAUUCAUAUUUUUGUCUUUUGUAUGCAACAAAAGAGUAUUUAGGCUGUAUAAAACACUAUUAAUUGGACAAAAGCCAGCAAAACAAAGAAACAAACAAAGAAACAAGUCAAACGCAACAAGAGAAACUACAUUUAGUAGUGGAGAUUAUUGAAUUUAGAGAUGUGUUAUUAAAUGUCACCGGCAAGUAAAGCAAAUUCUAACACGACCGGAUUUGUUUCCCCAUUAAACCAAGAAGACUGUAAGUGUGACAUUAUUAUGCCACAAAACCACAUUUUGUACGCUAGAGCGUCAAAUGUCAUAGAGGCGCGCUGAAAAUGAAUAUUUUAACAUGAGUUAAACAAAGAAUAAGUUCAAACUCUAUUUCUUGCAUACCACACGGGAGUUUCCGGUAUUUUUACCGGUGCUGAAAAACUCCAUCUUACACCCCGGAGUGUAAGAUGCUUUAUAUGGCGUAUAAAUGACUACAUGUUUGUAGAAGAUUUAUGCAGUAAUUCAUAUUUUAUUACAUAAAACGAGAUAAAAAUCAAAUACCUUGAUAGUUCCUUUUUGUUCCUCAUACUAUAUUUCUCGAUUCAGAAACCUUUAUUUUACAAAAAAUACAUAACGUUACGUUGCAAUUAAAUGAUAAAACAAAUCCGGAACUAAACAUUGUUAUUUGUCUUUGAAACAUCAUGACGUCUUUCCUGUUUACGGACGUUGGUUUCCCGCGCUUUGUUUAAAUACACUUCGGUAAAAAAGUGCUAUAAAGAAAGUAAUCCGUUUGGCUGUAUUUUAACUAUUGUUUCUUGGGUAUGACAUGCAAGAAAAAAGUCUAUCACUGGCUGUAGGUGCGGAUGGGAAUAUUCGGCUCUCGGGUAAAGCAAUUAUGCACCAAGAAAAUAGAGACGUAGUAAAAUAGGUUGAUUUUAAAUUCGUUUAAGAUGUUUAAUUCAAACACACCCACUUUAGCCCGAUUUACGCACAAAUUCCGCCGUAGUCGACCGAUAACCAGUUUUAUAAUAUCAUAAUACAGAUUAUUUGAUUGGCUAUUUAUAAUCCUUUAUAUUGAAAACCGUGAAAUUUAUCGUCACUUAGUUCUUGUUUCUUUGUUGUGUCACGUCGUUUUUCGAAAUUACCCGCCCUCCCAUUGUCAAUACCUUUAUUUCUUGUUUGUAUGCUAUAUGAUAAGUACUUUGUGCAUUGUUCUGUAUUUAUGCGUUGUGUUGCUUUAUAUUUUAUUUUGCAUAAUUGCUUUCUCAAAUAUUUAUACAUGUUUAAUUUGAAUAUUGCUUGAUUUAGUUAGUGUUUUUAGUUGUAUGCAAAUGACAUUUGUUUGAUAAAUUAUAGUAUGCUGAAAGCGUACAUACAUUUAGCUUAAGUGAAAGGUAAUUGAUUAAUAAUACAAUGUGUUCUGGAUAUGAGCAGACCAUUCAACUUUCUUAUAAAAGUGAAUUUAAAGAAGAAAUUCAAGCAUUGGAAACAAUUGACACUUUCAUAGUGGAGUGUUUAAAUUAUUGAAAAUGACAGUAUGUAGAGUGAUGGAUGUGCCUUUAUAAUAUAGUUUAAAGAGACACUCAAUGACAUGUUCAAGUAAUGAUUUUGAAUUUGUGAAGUAAUUUGUGCUGAUUUAUAUUUGGUUUAAUUCAAUUAAUUGUUAUAUUUAUUUUGGUUUAUAGCAUUGUUAUGUAAUUAAGAUGUGUAAUGAUGCUAAUAAAAUCUGGGAAGUAGAUCCCUCGGAAGCACCGAGAACAAGGCAAAUAGUGAAAAUUGCAGACUCGGUUUGAUUGAGUCUGUUCAUGGGCAGUAAUGGAAAAAGCAACACUGCCCACGCCCCCUAGCACCGGCUUAAGCAGUAUUCAAUCUUCAAAUCUAAAUGAGUUGAAAUCAAUGAUCCCGAACGACCAGAAAAGUUGAUAUUACGUGGGUAUUUCAGUUUUCAACAGGAUUAAUAAUUAUUUUUAACCUCGUAUUUAAAAUUGAUUUCGCUGUCGUUCUUACAUGCCUUACGUGACACUUAUGCUGACACUAAAUCAACUCUUUCGUUUUCAUCUUGUCUCUCAACUCUGAAUAUUUAGGCUUUAAUUUAAAGGUGUUUGUCCUUGGUGACAAGUUAGAAAUUGAAAUAAUAUAUCGCAAACGAAUAAAAUCAAUGUUUGUCGUUCAGAUGCGUAUUAUUAUAUUACACGGGCUGCGCCCUCGUGAUAUAAUUCCUUCUGCUAAGAAACUGCGUUAAAUUCAACAAUAAGAGUUUGAUUCACAUUAUCAAUAUAUUAAUUCAGAUAGAGAAUGCGAUUUAAUACUCUGUCCUACCUUCAUGCGAAAUACAGGGCAAGAUCUGGGGGUAUAAUAAAUUUUGCUUUAUUAGGUCAGUGACUAAAUAAACUUUGGCCGGACUUCUUUUUUUUAUUUUUUUUUAUUCAAAACGACUCCAUCUUGUUAUUUGCUUUUUAGUUUUUAAAGACCAACUACAAAAAACAUAUUUAUGCAACGAUUAAGCCUCAGCAAACGAGUUUUUAUUAGGUACAUGAGACCGGCAAUGAAUAUUUGCAAUUACCUCAAGAAGUUUUUAUAACGGAAUGACUCAAGAAAAACGAAAGCUGAAUUAUCCAGAGCGUUUGCGAAGGGGGCAAGGGACAGAAAAUUUGAAAAUUCCACAAAUCUGCGCUGAUACCAGUGCGAAAAAAUCAUAACAAAACACAAUUUUGAGAAAUUCCAGGGAAGUGUUGAGCGGAUGUAUUGCAUAUACUUAGCACUUCAUCAUGUGACAUUUUCAACCUGCCGAUUCCGUUGUUUCCAUGAUAAAAACGAGUAAAACUCCGGUUUCAGGACACUAAAUUUUGAGGAUAAAAUAGCCCAAAAUACACACAUUGCGCGGCCUGUAAGCGUAUUAUCUGCAAAUGACUGACCUAAAACAUAUGUAUAUUUUUAAAGCAUUUGACCAGACAAAAAUAAUGGUGAAUGGUGGGAAGAAAAGUGUGUCAUAACCGUUUACAUUUUCCGCAAAUUUGAGCUGAAUCUGGAUGGAUGGAUGACCGUUUCCAUUUCGUCUGACUUCUGUUACCUCAGGUAAGAUUUUAGACCCGGCCGUCGAUUCAAGCAUUUAGUUAUUUUACUCGUACGCAGGAAUCCUUAGUUCUAUAAACAUCAUAAAUAUAGGAUAUUGUGGUGUUUUUACUUUUAACUUUAUUUUGAUACAGUAUUUGAUAAACUAUACGUGUUAUGAAUUUAAAUUCACACAUUAGUAGGAUAAUAUUUAUAACACAUACAAAAUUACGGAUAUAAAUUUGACAAAGAUCCGGUUUCAAAUUGAUUAUAUCUAUCGUAUAAUUUGUUUACAACUUAAGUGCAGACGAUAUAAUCAUUUUCCCAUUACUGUGAUCCUUCGACAUUUUGCAAUACAUUUUCUAAUAUGCUGAGUAUAUUCCUUACACGAGAUGAUCUUUUUCUAAGAACUCUGAUUUGGCAAUUUAUUAAAGCUAAAAUUGUUAAUUAAGAAUAUACUUUCAAAUCGAAACGGGAAGAUAUGAGAAUUUAGAUGUUAAUAACAGGAUCUGUCCAAUUUGUAAACAAAAUGUUGAAACUGAAUUUAUUUGAUAAAGCCAAUGAUAUCAAUGAUGAUUUUGUUAAUAUGAAUGAUGAACAAAAAAGUAUGUUUGUACUCUCAAACACUGAUAUUGCCAAAUUAACUGCCAAAACCUGCUAUAAUAUACUUUUUACACGUUUUGAUACUUUAUAUCAUUAAAAUGGGUUACAUUUACCAACAACAACAACAACAAUAAUAAUUUAUUGCAAUCACCAUUCGCAUGGUUUUGGCAAUGAACAGAACAAAAUGUAAUUUAAACAUAGCAUGCACAUAUAUGUAUGAUAUAUCAAUCUGUAAACAAAACAACACAUUACAACAUAUUAUCAAUAUGCACUGUGCGUUUCUUAAAUGCAUAUUUUAAAUAUUUACAAAGGCGUAUAACUGUUCUUGGAUUUUCACUUUUCAUUAAGUUAAUAAAUGUUUCAAUAGUUGGCCAAGAUUGACAAAAUAUUGGUAGAUAUCUACAUCUAAUUUCUCUGUAAUAUUGACAUGUCAUUAGAAAAUGGUAUUCUGAUUCUACUAAAUUGUGGGUACACUUUUCACAUAUUCUGUUAUUUCUUUCAGUUCCAGUAUAUCUGCCAGUUUCUAUGGCUAAGCAAUGUGAAGAAAGUCGAAAACAAGUCAAUGAAUCUUCUUAGAUAGUCGUCAUUAAUAAAGGAUAUUCAAAAUUUGUCUUAAACUUAAUGUAAUAUUCAAGUUUCGGGGAGCUAAAUACAGACCCAUGCCAUUCUUGGAUAAAUUGAUUUCUUACUCUCCUCUGAAAUAAUGGAAAAUAGUUUACAUUGAUAUCUAUGUUAUCCCAAAGGUUACUAUAUCCUAUGCUAUCAAGAAUUCUUUUUACCGCUUUAACCCAUGGUAUACAGUUAGCACUAUCAAUAAAAUCUUUUUUCUGAGUCAAAUAUACAGUACGUUAUAGAAUUAGGAUUUGACAUAACUUUAAGCCAGUAUUUCAACACACGCUCUUUACACAAAGUAGUCAAGGAAUAGCGUCCUAACUCCCCUAGUACUGCCAUUGUCGAAGUCUGAUACUUCACACCUAAGAUCCUUUUACAGAACUGUGUAUGAAUCUUCUCAAUAUCUAAAGUAUUGUAUAUUCCCCAUAUCUCAGAGCAGUAUAAUAUAAUUGGUGAAACCAUUUUAUCAAAUAAACUUAAUUUUGUUUUAACAUCAAAAUUUAAUCUUGAAAAAAUAGAAUGCAAUCCAUUCACGGCUUUUAAAGCCUGUUCAGACAAACAUUUAAUUGCCGUUUUUAAAGUGCCAUUCCGGCUAAAUUGCACCCCUAAAUAGCAGAAAGAGUCUACAACUUGCAAAGUCUCAUCAUUUAUACGCCAUUCAAAAUUCAUGUUAAGUGUACGUUUACUAAAAAUACAUACUUUUGUCUUAUUAAUAUUUAUCUUAAAGCCCCAUUGUGACGCAUACAAAUACAGAGAAUCAAUUUGCGCCUGUAGGCUUUCAGCUGAUGUAGUAAAUAAUACCAUAUCAUCAGCAAACAUAAGUAAAUACUUAGCUGGUUCAAAUCGUCUUCGGUCAAUACGUUAAAGUUCAUAUUAGACGCUACAUCAUUCAUGAAAAGUAAAAAUAGAAUAGGAGAAAGAGGUUCUCCUUGUUUUAGACCAAGUGACACUUCGAAAAAAUCCGAAACUGUAUUCAAACCUUUCACACAAGCAGAUACAUUUGAGUAAAUUGCUUUUAACAUUUUUAACAUUUUUGUACUAACUCCAACUUGUAAUAACUUUGACCAAAGAGCUUGUCUAUUAAUAGUAUCGAAAGCCUUUUCGUAAUCCACAAAGCAACAAUACAAAGGCAGAUUCUUGGAUAACGACUUACCAAACUGCAUUUUAUUCAAAUGUAGUAUCCCUUUUAUUGUACAUAAAUGCUCUAUCAUUGUUUUAAGGUAAUUACUUUUAUGUUUGUAGUUAAAUGUAGAUAAUCAUUGCUAAUCAGUUCACCUCUGAUCUGAUCAGGGUUGAUAAAUGAUUUUUAGAACAUUUUUUAUUAUGCGCAGUAGUGCCACAAUUUUUCUCUUUUCAGUAUCUUAAUCUUCAUUAUUUUAUGACAGAUCUUAAAGUAUGGAUUAGCAAUGGUAAUCUAAUUUUUAAACAUGUAAAAUUUAGUAAUUGUUAUUGUUCAUACAUCAUAUAUUACAAUAUCACACUUUAUCAUGCUUUCUAUGUUAGGAUUUGUUAACUGUAAUUGUGGAUGGAAUAUAUAAUUAGACUUUUGUAGGUAUAAACAUUAACAUAGUAAUAUACACUGACAGUAACAUUGAACAACUGUUUUUAAAUCAGUAAUUUUAAGUUAUGUAAUGAUAGUCUCCUAUAAAUCUAUAAUAGACUGGCCAUGCUUUUUAUUGAUGUAUUUAUUAAAUUGUACUAUGUAAAUUUGCAUGGAUGAGACAUAAAUAAACUAUUAAACUUCAAA
Mercenaria mercenaria is the source of this 9060-nucleotide messenger RNA. RefSeq lists its product as uncharacterized. The transcript is spliced from 2 exons. The record is from RefSeq and is a predicted model, not a curated record. Gene Ontology annotation, molecular function: G protein-coupled receptor activity. Gene Ontology annotation, cellular component: membrane. Bases 238 to 3228 code for a protein of 996 amino acids. Lineage: Eukaryota; Metazoa; Mollusca; Bivalvia; Venerida; Veneridae. Gene Ontology annotation, biological process: cell surface receptor signaling pathway; G protein-coupled receptor signaling pathway.